Molecule: messenger RNA, 2527 nt
Organism: Macrobrachium nipponense
Lineage: Eukaryota; Metazoa; Arthropoda; Malacostraca; Decapoda; Palaemonidae
Product: follistatin-related protein 1-like
Exons: 9
Coding region: 240-1355 (371 amino acids)
Biological process (GO): regulation of BMP signaling pathway; multicellular organism development; cell differentiation
Molecular function (GO): protein binding; calcium ion binding
Source: RefSeq, a predicted model, not a curated record
CCUACCGAACCCGUCGCUUAGUCACUGAUGAUCUCUUGGAGUCUCUGUCUGGGAGGUUACCUGGGUCCCUAACGGUUGGGUAUUGGGGGGAGUUUGGUUCAGUAACUUCAGUAGUUCAGUUUGCCACGGAACACCAUCCGGGAAGGAUACUGCAGACCAUCCACACGGUUAGUGCUAGGCAUUUUCCCGUCCAGUUUGCUGGAAAUAUUUGUGCGCACAGAGGUAUUUCGGCCAGAAUAAUGAGGUCAAUAAUCGUGUGUCUGGCAGCUGUGUCUGCUGUUGCAGCGUUUGAACUCGCCGACAGAGCUGAAGAUCCGUGUGCCCAGGUCUUCUGCAAAGCAGGCCGGGAAUGUAUCGUCGCCAAUGGCAUCGGGAUGUGCCACUGCCAGUCGACCUGUCCAGAUACUUUCACUCCGGUUUGUGGAACUGACGGCAAAUCAUACGACAACCACUGUGUCCUUCAUCGACAUGCUUGCCUUACGGAAACAAGGAUUGGAAUUCAACACAAAGGUUUCUGCAAGAACAAAAAGAAAGUCAAAGAGCCAGUGAAGCCUACGGCAAAGGAGGAUGAUCCAGCUGUUUGCUACAGUUCCCAGCGCGACGCCCUUUUGCUGGUCAUCGGAAAACACUGGCAGAAGACUUUGGCCACGCAGCCAUGGCACGUGAGCGGAAUGACAUACCGAGAAAGCCUGUGGGGACGUUUCUUCACUUGCGACGAAGAUCGGGACAAGUUCUUGGAGUCAGACGAACUUCUGAACUGUACUAAGGACGCUUUCUUUAUGGCCAGACCAGAACAGAAUCAAGAGCUGACUAGGGCCCUGUGCAUCGACGCCAUCGUGGACGCAGCCGAUGAGAACAAGGACUGGCGGUUGGACUUCGAGGAAUUCACCGCCAUGCUCUCCCCAGGAUGGCAUCCGCCUCAGAAGCUUUGCUCCCUGGAAGGCAAAACCUACCACGAUGCUCAUGAGGUGGUAGUCGAUGGAAAUAGAUGUGUAUGCGCAGUCGGAAGUUGGGUCUGUACCAAUCCAGCUCGGUCCGAUGCCGAAUCCAAGAAAGAAUUCAAGAAGGAUGACUUCUAUUCUUACGACGACGGGGAAAAUGAGCUGGAUGGUGGAAAAGACGACGCAGCUGACGGUGAUGAUGAUAAGGAUGACGAUGACGAUGAUGUAUACUAUGAUGAUUACUACUACGAUGAUUAUGAGGAUGCUAAAAAGGCUACCAAGGAUGAUGCUAAGGUGACCAAGGAUCAAGAUGAGGAUGAUGACGAUGAUGAAUACAUCGACAAACUCUUCGACGAUCUAUUAGUCAAACUCAGAAAGCACAGGAGAGAGAAGCACCAUCACAACCACCUAUAAAGAGCUUACAGUCAAACCCCGCGUUUGUCAAACAAUCCAUCCCUGGUUUGGUAAAGGGUAAAGAUGUCGAACAACCUUGUUGAGGCUGAUUUCGUCAAAAAACAGAUCUGUGUCGUGUGAAAUAUCGUUUCGUCUUGGUGGUCACUUUUCUUUUCGAGAGAACUCCGUGAAAUGGUCUCUUCUCUUAUCAGCGUAAGUGUAUCAGGCAGGCGAAGUUUCUCCUCUCGACUUUUCUGCCUCGUAUCUCUGCCUGGAAGUUGCUUGAGUUUUCCUUCGCAUUCCGGUGCUCCGUCCAUGUUGCGUCUCCUGGAGGACUAGGGCGAAAGUCUCUCUCCCUUGCUCUCUCACUCUGUCCAUCUAUUAAGGCGGAACCAACACCCCCUUCUCUCUCUCCCUCACACACACUUUCCUUUCCCUCAAGACGAACUCUCUCUCUCUCACACACACACAUACACACACACACUACACACAUUUACACCCACACCUUAUAAUACUAAACUCUACACACCUUUCCUCAAAACUCUCUCUCUCUCUCUCUCUCUCUCUCUCUCACUCACUUUACAAAGCUAACUCUCUUCUAAACUCCUUUCCCUCAAGAUGCAACCCACUUUCUCUCUCUCUCUCUCUCUCUCUCUCUCUCCUCUCUCUCUCUCUCUCUCUCUACAUGCCUUAAUUCGUGUGCCAAUACCUUAAGUUUUCCGUUUAUUCAUAUUGUCAACUUUCUAUCACCAUUAUCCACUUGUUUCCAAAAGUUUUCGUUCAAAUUUCGACGAUCUCCCCAUCGGCCCUCGAACGAAACAUAAUGGAAGCGUGCAAACGCAGAUAUCAAAUAGGAAAAUAUUUUUUAAGUAGAGAUCUUAGAAAUAAGCAAAAGAGUAACGUAGACCUAAGGCAUAUUUUUGCGAUGCUUUUCGUAGACAGAUAAAUGUAAGAGUAUUAAUAUAUUCAAGUGAACACAGAUGCCUGUGGUAUAUCGAUAUUUUUGGUAUCCUUAGGGUGUUCAUUGUAGAUUCAUUAAUAACCGAAGAGUCAUAUCAGUUUGUCUAACAAAUGAGCUGGAUUAUUCAAAUGAUAUUAGCGUUUUUUAAUCAGGUAAUGUAUAUUAUAAGAAUUACUAUCUAGUGUAACUGCAUUCUGAUUGCGCUUUUGUAUCAAUAAAUAUCUUUAUUCUA